Messenger RNA from Sphaeroforma arctica JP610, 815 nucleotides. RefSeq lists its product as hypothetical. Lineage: Eukaryota; Ichthyosporea; Ichthyophonida. The record is from RefSeq and is a predicted model, not a curated record. The coding region runs from base 61 to 723 and encodes 220 amino acids. The transcript has a single exon.
UGUCAUUCAGCUGCACAGCUUAGUUUUGAGGCUCUUGAAAUCGGGUUAGUAAUUGAAGGUAUGGCAAUUUCUAGAUACAUGCCCAAGUGCUAUUUCUUGAAUCAUUCUUCUGAGCAGAUUAUUAUACCGUUGCCUUCGCUUAGCGCCUUCGAAAGAACAUCUAUUGUCAAUUAUGAAGACGAUCCAUCAACAACUGUGCGCCGAAAAGAAUGCCAACAGAGACGUAUCUUUCGGAUUGGCGCGGUGCAUGAUUGUCGGAGGCCGAGAUGUUACAGAGACUUAUACUGGGCAUACAACAGGGUGGGAGUGUGGCAGAGACAAUAUACAAUUGCUGCUGUGAACCAAAAUGCACUUAAGGCAUAUCAGCUUAGACAGAGCUUAUAUUUAUUAUGGAACGUUUACACUCGAGGUUAUUUGCACUUUACCCGCCUCUUUGCGAUUGUUACUAUUUUUCAGUAUCGCAUGCGUUAUUCAGAUUGCUACACCAUCUGUAGUGCCGCGUUGUUUGUUCUCCAUGAUUACGAAUGUGUUACCUAUGGCUUCUAUCCUCAAGCACCUCCCGCAUAUCACUUAAACAGAUGUUGCAACGUGUCGCUUAUCGAGUCACCGUAUCUCACCCAGUUCGACUCGAUAAUCGUAUUAACCUAUUCACGUGGUGUAAUAGCCUUUCUGGUUUCUGCAAGGCUCAAAUGUAUUUGGUCAAUCGCCUGCCAACAUAGGUAGUCUGCAUACAGAUGUCACCGACUCUCUCAUGUUUAUUCGUAUCUUCCCACACCAAAGCUUAUAUAAACCUAUUAGCAACAGAGGUAGAAUAC